CCAGCCUGAGAGCCACUGUGAGUGGGGAAAGAUUUCAAGGAACGGAAAUGAUGGUUUAUUCUAUACAGAGUUCAUUACGCAAAAUUCAGUCCAAGUGACUUGGUAGUGUAUUAACAAGGUUAUAACAACUUUGAUACCCAUUCUUACAACUACUUCAUGUUCAUCUCACCACAAUUAUUCCAAUGAGACAUAGAUUUGAGAUGCAGUCAACCAGUAAAAUGAGAAGGGGGCGCAUCAUUUAACGCCUACACAUAUACAUAAAGACGUGAGGGAGACAUAAUCAAACUGACAAGCACCCCCUCGAAACGAAACCCACACACUUUGGACGGAGUAAAUUGGCACAGCAUUUGGAGACUCCAGUGCACGAGUCUGUGGAGGAGAGCGAGCACCGGCCGGAUUACAGGAGACAGUUAGAAGGCAGCAGAGGACAACAAAGGAUUCAAAAACAAAAGAGGAAAACAACUAUAAAGAUAUGCAAAAAUGUGUGAUUAAUGUUAAAGGAACAAGAGAGUGGAAACUGAACAGGAUAGAACUAUUGCCGAAAGGCAAGGCGUACAACAGAGAGUCCCGGGGUUACACAUCCUUCCUUCCAAAGAGUGCGUGGACUAUUCAGAAUUGAGGUUACAAUCGGAUCAGAAGUGGAUCGAAACAACAAGCAAGCUGCACAACAGAAUAACUUGUUGUCUUUAAGUGGUCUUCACCGGUGGAUGCCGUCCAUGCACACAUUGACAGUUGCCAUGCCGAUACGAAAUCUUUGCAGUAGACUACUUGCCAGGGCGGAGUCCAGCCUCCCACCUCAAUUAUAGACCUACUGACCACCUGAUGAUCACUGGUGCCAAUGAGAACAGCACGGGCCAACAGGUACAGCUUCGCAGCAACAGAUGAGGAGGGCCUGAAAAUCUCCACACUUGGGCUCCACAACGGCCACAGCUCGCCAAAUAGCCGGUUCCCCUCCCCUAGUGGCACAUCCGGAGGAGAUAGGAUAUCAGGAGCCACAGGUCGUAGGAUGAACAAUUACAACGGAAAGAUCUCUACUACAGGAUCGAGCCAACUAAGAAGUCGCUUCGUGAAGAAAAAUGGGCAUUGCAACGUGGUGUUCUCUAACAUGGAGGAGAAAUCACAACGUUACCUGGCCGACAUCUUUACCACCUGCGUGGACAUCCGCUGGAGAUACUUACUACUCCUCUUCUGCUCGACCUUCCUGUCCUCCUGGAUGUUUUUUGGAAUAAUCUUCUAUUCAGUUUCCAGAGCCCAUGGGGAUUUUGAUGAGCACCCUGGAAUGAGUUCCUCUUCGGGGUUGGAAGGGAAUGGGCUUGGGGUUGGUGAAGUUGAAGGGGUGCAGAAAACGUGGCAGCCAUGCCUCCUUCAUGUGGAGGGCUUCGUCGGAGCCUUCCUAUUCUCCGUCGAGACCCAGACCACCAUUGGUUAUGGGUGGCGCUGUGUCACUGAGGAGUGCCCUGUGGCAGUGAUCACAGUGGUGGUCCAGUCCAUAGUGGGCUGCAUCAUUGACUCCUUCAUGCUUGGCACAAUCAUGGUCAAAAUGGCACGCCCUAAGAAGAGGAACCAGACCCUGCUGUUCUCGAAAACCGCUGUGAUUUCCCUGCGCGAUGGCAAGCUGUGCCUCAUGUGGCGGGUGGGUAACCUGCGCAGGAGCCACAUCGUAGAGGCCCAUGUGCGGGCACAGCUCAUUCGACCCUACGUCACGGCAGAGGGAGAGUUUAUCCCUCUGGAGCAGAGGGAUCUCAACGUAGGCUACGACGAAGGCAUUGACCGUCUCUUCCUGGUUUCUCCUCUGGUUAUCGUCCAUGAGAUCGACGAGGACAGCCCCCUGUACACUGUGAGCCGGGCUGAUCUGGAGUCUGAUGACUUUGAGAUCGUAGUGAUCUUGGAGGGCAUGGUGGAGGCCACCGCCAUGACCACCCAGGCCCGCAGCUCCUAUCUGGCCAAGGAGAUCCUAUGGGGGCAUAGGUUUGAGCCUGUGAUCUUUGAGGACCGAACCAAGUAUCAGGUGGACUAUUCUCGCUUCCACAAGACCUACGAGGUGCCCUCCACACCCCACUGCAGCGCCAAGGAGCUCAGUGAGACGGCCAGCCGGCCUGCCUCAUCCGCCUCCUCCCACUCACUAUUCCCAACCAGCCCCAGAAUCACCCAGCACCUCGUAACCCCCCACUCCCCCAGCGCCUUCUGCUAUGAGAAUGAGGUAGCACUGAGCUGUGGAGAGGACGAGGAUGAACUGGAUAGGCAAAAGGGAAAAGACAGGGAGGAGGACAGGAGGAAUUCAGUUUCUGUAGACUUUCAUAAUUUGUUUCAGGACACAGCCACAAUGACAUCCGGCAGCAGCAUGCUGUGUGUUUUGGACAAUCAGAUGGAUUUUGACAUUCUACAGACGACCAUUACUCGUGAGCCACUGACAUAUAAAAGUGAGUCGGGAAUCUGAGGCAAAGGGAUGGCAUCCUCAUACCCUUCCCAACCCCUCCAUUCACAUAUACCGAUCUGUAGGUCUUGAAGAGAGGUCUUCCUUUUUGUAUUUUGCACGUUUUGCUCUGGAUUUAGUACUAGAUCUACACCCCUUUCGCCUUGCCAGCAUUAUUUUGUACUUUAACCUGAGCCCAUGUUUUUGUUUGUGGAGAGAACCAAAUGGGAGGCUGAAUUAGUGGUUCUACUCUGCACACUUCACCCAUACGUGCACCUCAGUUGGGCUGUGCGACAGUCACCUAGACAGAUAAUUACACAUGAGAUUGUAUGAACGGGCGACUCUCUUAACGAGGUAAUGGGAAAGGAACAGCAAGAGAUGGUCAGUGCCAGCAGAGAGCUGAGGAUGAGACAAAUAAUGACUUGUUUGAGACUUGUGCAAUGAAGGAUAAACAGACAUUUGACCAAAGGAGGACUUCUGCUACAGAAACUGUCUCAGGAGGAAAUGUGCAGGGAAGACACCCAGAAUAUUUGAGUAACAUUCAAGUAGGUAGGUAUGUUUAUCUACACAGUCUUAUUGUGUAGUUUGUUUCAUUUGGACAUGAUACGUGCUAUUUUGAUGCGUAAUCAACCUCCAGUGUUCUGUAAAGAUAACAUGACUGGUGAUAUGAAUCAUACUUGGGUUCUAAUACUAUAUCAACAGGGUAGUUUGCUGCUUUCUACUAUUUGCACUAUUGUUCGCCAGACAAGUUUUCCUCUGAGCCUCUUUUCUCCCUAAUUUACUCAUUUACACACAUUGUUUUCAUAGUGUCUUUAGCAUAGAUCAAUGACUCAUGUAUCGGUUGUUACAGUGCGUAGUAACAACAAUACACUGACCAACGCAAUCAUUGAAUAAUCAUAGCGAAGGGACUUAUUGUCUAAAAUCCAGUUCUUCAUUUGCUGGAGAAAAGAACUAGGUGUUUUCAUUCUCCAGAAUCAGGUAGUUUUUUUCUCACAUUUUUUAUUAAAGGCCUGUUUUCCGUGUUGCAAAAGGAGCAGGAAUGUGACAUAAUGGAAAGUCCCUCUCUUCAGUGUAUAUCAGUAGAGAACUUGUCAUCAUGAGUUACUUAUCUGGUCUCUCCUGUCACCUUAAAAAGGCGUUUCCCGAUAGACACCUUUAGGAGAAUCAUCUGAAUGCUGUCGUCCUUACAACGUGAGAUCUCAUAAAGGUUGAUUCUAGAGAGACUGAAUAGAGAGACACCUUUAGGGGAAUCAUCUGAAAGCUGUCGUCCUUACAACGUGAGAUCUCAUAAAGGUUGAUUCUAGAGAGACUGAAUAGAGAGACAUCUUUGUAUAUUCCAAAGUGUCUAUAUUUCAUCUCUUUCCCACUAAGUCAAAUAUAAACAACGCUGUCUUGUUUGUUGGCAUAUGGUUUGUGUAUGAAAUGACUCAAAUACUUUUUCUGGCCCUUCUCAUGCACCGUAGCUCCUAUUGUGUGUAGUUGUCUGAAUGAUGCACAUGUCCCUUGUCUGUCUCCUGCACUACACUGCACCUGUUUGUCUCUUAUCUUUUUACAACAACAUCUGGUUCUUGAGUAACUUUUGCCAUUUUUACAUCUGCAAAAUUGUUUCUGAAGAUUAUAUAAACUUGAAUGUGUGUGUGUGCCUGUGCCUGUGCGUGUGUGUGAGAGAGAGAGAGAGAGAGAGAGAGAGAGAGAGAGAGAGAGAGAGAGAGAGAGAGAGAGAGA
This is a messenger RNA of Oncorhynchus gorbuscha (pink salmon), 4138 nucleotides long. Its product is annotated as inward rectifier potassium channel 4-like. Lineage: Eukaryota; Metazoa; Chordata; Actinopteri; Salmoniformes; Salmonidae. Gene Ontology annotation, biological process: regulation of monoatomic ion transmembrane transport; potassium ion import across plasma membrane. The record is from RefSeq and is a predicted model, not a curated record. Gene Ontology annotation, molecular function: inward rectifier potassium channel activity. The coding region runs from base 839 to 2437 and encodes 532 amino acids. Gene Ontology annotation, cellular component: plasma membrane. The transcript has 3 exons.